Molecule: messenger RNA, 1118 nt
Organism: Tachyglossus aculeatus (Australian echidna)
Lineage: Eukaryota; Metazoa; Chordata; Mammalia; Monotremata; Tachyglossidae
Gene: SPIN1
Product: spindlin 1
Exons: 7
Coding region: 285-1097 (270 amino acids)
Biological process (GO): gamete generation
Source: RefSeq, a predicted model, not a curated record
UCCUCCUCCUCCGCCGCCGAUUCAGAUGAGGCAACUGAGGCCCCGAGGAGGGAAGUGACUGGGCCAGGGUCACCCAGCGGACACGCGGCGCCGUGGGCGAGGAGCGGCCCAACCACCCCCCGACCCCGCUGUGCUGUACUGGACUCCCCCGAGCGCUCGGUCCGGCGCUCUGCACACGGCCUGAGGCCCCCCCGGAGGCGGCGGCGGCUGAGCGUGGCGCCCCCCGCGGACCGGGGCGGGACCCGCGUCCUCCCCCCGCCCCCCCCCCGCCGGGCCCCGCCUGAAUGAAGACCCCCUUUGAGAAGAGCCCGGCUCAGCGGACCAGGGCCGACGCAGGGCACACGGGCGUGACCGCCGGCAUGAUGAAGAAGAGGGCGUCCCACAAGAAGUCCCGGAGCAGCGUGGGGUCGUCGGCGUCGGGCAAGGGCCCGUCUCCGCUGCCGCCGCCGGCCCCGCCGCGCAGCAUGGUGGGGUCGCGGAUCCAGCACGGCUGGCGCGAGGCGGGCGGCCCCCUGACCCAGUGGAAGGGCACCGUCCUGGACCAGGUGCCCGUCAACCCCGCCCUCUACCUCAUCAAGUACGACGGCUUCGACUGCGUCUACGGCCUCGAGCUGCACAAGGACGAGCGCGUCUCCGCCCUCGAGGUCCUGCCCGACCGCGUCGCCUCGUCGCGGAUCAGCGACGCGCACCUGGCGGACGCGAUGAUCGGCAAGGCGGUGGAGCACAUGUUCGAGACGGAGGACGGCUCCAAGGACGAGUGGCGGGGGAUGGUCCUGGCCCGCGCCCCCGUCAUGACCACCUGGUUCUACAUCACCUACGAGAAGGACCCCGUCCUCUACAUGUACCAGCUGCUCGACGACUACAAGGAGGGAGACCUGCGCAUCAUGCCCGACUCCAACGACUGCCCGUCGGCGGAGCGGGAGCCCGGCGAGGUGGUGGACAGCCUGGUGGGCAAGCAGGUGGAGUACGCCAAGGAGGACGGCUCCAAACGGACUGGCAUGGUCAUUCACCAGGUGCAGGCCAAGCCCUCCGUCUACUUCAUCAAGUUCGACGACGACUUCCACAUCUACGUCUACGACCUGGUCAAGACGUCCUAGGCCCGCCCGGCCCCCGGGACC